Acanthosepion pharaonis is the source of this 453-nucleotide messenger RNA. The record is from the annotation of a GenBank genome assembly. Lineage: Eukaryota; Metazoa; Mollusca; Cephalopoda; Sepiida; Sepiidae.
AUGUCGAAGAACACUGGUUCCUGUAAGUUUCGUAAAGUUGAUGUCGAUCAGUUCGACGAGGAUAAAUACCAAGAUGAGUUGACAGAAGAACAAGCGGAACAAGGACCGAAUGUUAGCGAAGUGACCAACCUCCUUAGUUCUGGAAAAAAUACAGAUGCCUUGACACACCUCCUUAACAAUCCACCAAUGGUUACUAAAAACAUUACCAUGAAGGACAAAGCCACUCAAUUAGCUGUCAAAGUACUCAGUUCAUUCAGAAGCAGUGAAAUUGACCAAGCCAUUCAGUUGCUUGACUUUAAACAGAUUGACAUGCUUAUGAAGUACAUCUACUAUGGAUUUGAAUGUCAAACUGAGGGUAGCAGUGCCAUGUUACUAACUUGGCAUGAAAAAGUUUUUGCAGUUGGUGGUUUGGGAUCGAUAGUACGAGUGCUAACAGACCGCAAAAGAGUAUAA